UUCCGCCCUCCGCACGGUCAAACUGUCGCGAGAUCUUGUGGACUUCCUCUUUGCGCGGAACAAACUUCCAAGAUGUCUCUGGUCAUUCCUGAGAAGUUCCAGCACAUUCUGCGUGUUCUGAACACGAACAUCGAUGGAAGGAGAAAGAUAGCCUUCGCCAUUACUGCCAUCAAGGGUGUCGGCAGACGCUAUGCCCAUGUGGUCCUGAGGAAGGCGGACAUUGACCUCAACAAGAGGGCUGGGGAGCUGACGGAGGAGGAGGUGGAGCGUGUGGUCACAAUCAUGCAGAACCCUCGCCAGUACAAAAUCCCAGACUGGUUCCUAAACAGGCAGAAGGACGUCAAGGACGGUAAAUUCAGCCAGGUGCUGGCUAACGGCCUCGACAACAAACUGAGAGAAGACCUGGAGAGGCUGAAGAAGAUCAGAGCCCAUCGUGGUCUCAGACACUUCUGGGGCCUGCGUGUGCGUGGUCAGCACACCAAAACCACCGGGCGGCGUGGUCGCACUGUGGGCGUGUCAAAGAAGAAGUAAACUCCCAGCAUCCUUUGCUUUCAAUAAACCACAUUCACUUGUUU
This is a messenger RNA of Dunckerocampus dactyliophorus (ringed pipefish), 575 nucleotides long. RefSeq names its product ribosomal protein S18 (gene rps18). Gene Ontology annotation, cellular component: small ribosomal subunit; ribosome; cytosol. Lineage: Eukaryota; Metazoa; Chordata; Actinopteri; Syngnathiformes; Syngnathidae. The record is from RefSeq and is a predicted model, not a curated record. Gene Ontology annotation, molecular function: RNA binding; structural constituent of ribosome. The coding region runs from base 73 to 531 and encodes 152 amino acids. Gene Ontology annotation, biological process: translation. The transcript has 6 exons.